UACUACAGACCAGCUGUACUGCCAGUCUCCUAGUGGGAGCGGAGCGGUAACAAUGUCUUAACGACAGCUGUGAUUGUGAUUUUACACUCGGUCGUCGGCAUAAAGUUUUCAGGAGAUACCGCUCUGCCCCGCGACCAGAUAAAAUAUUCUACUACCAGUCUUUCAAAAGUGAUUUAUUCAUUCAGCUGUUUUUUAAACAUGUUGGUAUCCAGUCCUCUUAGUUCUCCGCCCCUCCCCCUCCCUCGGGCCCUCCCCUCACCCCUUUCACAAAAGGAGGAGGAGGGCACAAACGAGUUCUUUAUUCAUAAACCCUCUCCACCUCCUAGAACUCAAUCUCCGCCCCAUCCAACACCUCUACCUCCGCCUCCAAAUAGAGACGGUUCAUAUGACUGUGCACCACUUCCGCCCUCAUUGCUGCCUGGGCAUCCCCGGGAGGGUCAGUCCGCCUCCCUAUUGGGCGGCAAGUAUUUGCUUUUAGAGGAAAUAGAAGGAGCUUCUCUACAUAGAUGUUUACAUUUAGCAACCAAUCAGGAGUAUGUCUGUAAGGUUAUGAGUCGUGACGGUUCAGGUCAGCGUUUACUAGCUGCACACUAUAGAGUAGACGGUCAAUCCCAUAUUAACACUAUUCAGGAGGUUGUUGUUGGAGCUGAGAAUGUUUACCUUGUGUUUCCCUCCUGUGCUGGAGACCUCCAUUCUUAUGUCAGAUCUAGACGGCGGUUACGGGAGGCAGCUGCCCGCCAGCUUUUCCGCCAGAUAGUUUCGGCCGUGCAUUCGGCCCACUCCGCCGGGAUUGUACUCCGAGAUCUUAAACUACGGAAGUUUGUGUUCACAGACGAAUCAAGGGUUGAACUGAAGCUGGAAUCCCUUGAAGAUGCAGUAGUCCUGGAUACAGCCGAGGAUGAUAUUCUCUCAGAUAAACAUGGUUGUCCAGCAUACGUUUCCCCAGAAAUACUUAGAUCUAACACGCGUUAUUCGGGUAGAGCUGCAGAUAUGUGGGGACUUGGUGUUAUGCUGUACACUAUGCUAGUCGGCAGGUAUCCGUUCCAUGGGGCCGAGCAUAGUGGACUAUUUGCCAAAAUUAGACGCGGACAAUUUAAUCUACCAGAUUCUCUCAGCUCCAGGGCUAAGUGUCUGAUCCGCUCCCUACUCAAGAAGGAGCCGGAGGAGCGAUUAACGACUGAAGAUGUACUGGUUCAUCCCUGGCUUACGGGUACACACAGAGAGCGCGGAACGGUUCGUCGCUCACCGCACAUAGAGUCUACAGAUCACUGUGUACCAGAGUUCAGCUCGGUGCCGGCUGUACAUAAGUUUGAUAAAGUGUUCAGACCGGCUUCCGAGUCUGAAGGAGGCCGGUAAACCGGACUUUUUGAAAAUGUUAGUUUUUUUCAAUACAUUCCCAGUCUGAUAUAUCCGGUAUCCACCCUAAACUCAAACCUUUAGAGUGCAUCUAGUAAUAGUCUAUAUACAUGGAUAUAGAUAACAUUCAUCCAGUGUGUGAUUGAGCAGCAAGUGAUCUAAUCAAUCAAUUGAUCAAGAAGAAAGAGCGUAAUCGAUCACAAACCUCCGGUUUCUUCUGAGACUUAAUUUAAUGUUAAAUUUCUGUGUUCAGUUAGUUUGGCCGAAAUUCAUUCAGAAAAAAAUGUGCGUGCUCUCUUUUCUUUUCAAACGGAAACCUUUGGUUGGUUUCCCCCAAUAUUUCUAGUGUACACACGAUCCUUCAAAUUAUCUCAGUGUUUAUAAAAUCAAUCCUAUCUGCCCUCCUGGGGUCAGAUCUACAUUCAGUCUGUAUUGUGAUAAGUUUCAGUAGCAGCCACCCAUACGUUGUACAAAUCCUCGUUUUCUCGUUAUUUUUUCUUUCUCAGUUGUUUUCCCUCCUAACACGUGAUCUCCGUUUUCUACCAACAUCUGAUUUGGUAAUAAUGGCCAGUAUAUAUUAUCAAAUAUCUAUGUUUUGUUACAUCUAUGAAAUAACCAAAGUAUGGUAUGAAAUUAUUAUUUGGGAGGAAAACUUGUUGAAAAAUAGAUAUUGUGUAAAAUUGUUAAUAGAAGAUUCGCUUUAGUUCUGUGAUAUGUUACUAGAGGAUUCAGGAGCUGUGGGGUUCCAUUGUUUACAUUCAGUGUACUGCAAAUGUACUGCAAUGUGUCCCACGCCCCUGUGUAUUCGCAGUACGCGAAUAUAUUUUUUUCGUGGCAUUGACCUUUUACGUUUCUGUGUAAUUUAAAAAUGUCGAUCCUCGGUAAUUGUUAAAAAGUAAAUUAUCCUGUUAUGUAGUGUGUACACUGCACCUUGUAGUUGUACAUGUAAUUGUACAUGUAAUUGUACAUAAAUCUGGGUCUGUACACCCCAUGUACACCCUAGGUAAUGAAAUAAACCACUAAUUCUAAA
This is a messenger RNA of Eurytemora carolleeae, 2386 nucleotides long. Its product is annotated as tribbles homolog 2. Gene Ontology annotation, molecular function: mitogen-activated protein kinase kinase binding; protein kinase activity; ATP binding. NCBI's taxonomy places the organism in Eukaryota, Metazoa, Arthropoda, Copepoda, Calanoida, Temoridae. The coding region runs from base 199 to 1356 and encodes 385 amino acids. Gene Ontology annotation, cellular component: nucleus. The record is from RefSeq and is a predicted model, not a curated record. The transcript has 7 exons. Gene Ontology annotation, biological process: protein phosphorylation; positive regulation of proteasomal ubiquitin-dependent protein catabolic process; regulation of MAP kinase activity.